GGAAAAGCUGGGCCAUCUGCAAGAAAGCAAAGGACAGGAGGUAGGAACCAGCUGAGACACAGUAAUAUUUAUUUAGAAGCUUUUAUUGAAACAUUAGUGUGUAAAAACAAGAAGAGAAAAACCUGAGUUGUUAAACAUUCAUGCACAAAGCUCUUGCACAACAAGAGAAAUAAGGUGAAACAUGAUGUAAGAAGCUCUUUGUGGAGGAUGUGGACUCCUGGUGACAAAAUGAUAGCAUUUGGAGCGGGCUGCAGAGAGGAAAAUGUUCCCCCUACGUAGUCCUUGCAGGUCAUUCCAGGAGAAACAGUGUUUGCUACUCAGGCAGUGGUCAAGGCAUUUAGGGCAGACAUGGUAGAAACGUUAAACUUUGAAGUUGCGCAUGUUUUGGUUGGCUUCUGGCAGUGGAAGGGGGCAAAACUGAACAGAUGGGUCAGCUGCAACGCUGGCAGAGGCUGGCUCACUUGAUGGGACAGUCAUUCUUUCUUUAGAGCUGCUGGCUGUGUGGGAGACGGGAAGACCAUGACUGGUGCGGUGGGUGGACCUCGGGGCGGAGGAGGAAGACGUGGAGCACACGCUGGGACAUUCAUAAAUAGUCACCCAUGGGUGAUGCCUCCAGGACAGGGCUCAUCCAAGGGGUGGACAGCGCUGGCUCCACUGCUUCCAGGGUGGCCAUGUGCGUAGGGACGUGCAGCCGGAUCGUGGGUCCCUGCCUGCUGGUGCUGGGCACUCUCUCCGUGGCUGCCAACAUCCUCCUGCUCUUCCCGGGAGGGGCAUCAAAGUACCUGAUGGAGGGGCACAUCAGCAAGCACGCCAAGGCUGUGCCGGGCAUCUGGGGAGGCGGCAUCAUCGUGCUGCUGGCAGCGACCCACGUCACAGCAGUGGGGUGGCGAUGCACCGGCUGCUCCGACUGUGGCACCCGUCGCAAUGCUUUCAUCUCUGCUGUGCUCUCCAAGCUGGCGCUGCUGGGUGCUGCUGCCUGCUUCGUCUUCUCUGGGGUGGGUUUGACCAAUGGACCCCUCUGCUUCUACAACGCCUCUGAGCACGGCCGCAGGCAUGGCACCCUCUGGGGUUACCCCUUCCUGGACGCUGGCAGCCAGGAGCCUGAUGCCAGGACAGAGAACUACCUAUAUGAUCGUCGCACCUGGAGCACCUGCCUGGAGCCGGAGGGCAUUGUGGCCUGGAAUGUUGUCCUCUUCUCCCUCCUGCUCCUCAUCAGUGCUGCUGAGAUGGUACUGGCGUCCUUCCAGAUCCUCAACGGCUGCCUUGGGUGCCUGUGUGGCUUUUGUGAUGGGAAGAAGAGUCCUCCAUGAGGGACAGACACCUCAGCCUGUAUGAGGCUGGCAUGCAAAGGGCUGCCUCCAUGCAGAGCCCUCUGCUGCACGAUACCUCUUCCUCCUCCCUGGAGGAUGCCCGUGGGGCUGGCAGCCAUGUGGGAUUGUAAACCAGCCCAGUGAGCAAUGGAGGUGAGGACCUGGCUCCUGGCAUCCUGGCAGGAGCCCAGUGGCUUCUCCAGUCACUCGUCAGCAGCCUCCACGCACCUCCGUGCGAAAUGGGACAUGGUGGUAUUUGUGGUGGUAAGAGCUGGAACAUUUAACUCGUUUUCAUUAAUGAAUCUGUAUUUAGGGCAGGAGAGGUGAAGGAGACCUGAAGAGCAGAGGCAGGCUCUGGCUGGGGCUGGAGGACUUGGAUGGAGUUGUGCUGAGGGACGCAGUGGUGGAAUUGGGGUGUAGCCCCCAAAGUUCACCCAUAAACCCAUACACACACAUGCAUGCAUGCAGCAAAUGAGAGGAGCAGCUGUUCAUCCCCACUGGCUCAGGACCCAUCGCUGCACCUGCCAGGGGUGUCACCAGGUUCAGCGCAUCCCUGUUCCUUUGUCCUUGUCCCCUAAACCUUUACCA
This is a messenger RNA of Strigops habroptila (Kakapo), 1898 nucleotides long. RefSeq names its product transmembrane 4 L six family member 19 (gene TM4SF19). Gene Ontology annotation, cellular component: membrane. Bases 600 to 1310 code for a protein of 236 amino acids. The transcript is spliced from 5 exons. NCBI's taxonomy places the organism in Eukaryota, Metazoa, Chordata, Aves, Psittaciformes, Psittacidae. The record is from RefSeq and is a predicted model, not a curated record.